Molecule: messenger RNA, 1225 nt
Organism: Bactrocera latifrons
Lineage: Eukaryota; Metazoa; Arthropoda; Insecta; Diptera; Tephritidae
Gene: eIF2beta
Product: eukaryotic translation initiation factor 2 subunit 2
Exons: 3
Coding region: 157-1098 (313 amino acids)
Biological process (GO): translational initiation; formation of translation preinitiation complex; formation of cytoplasmic translation initiation complex
Cellular component (GO): eukaryotic translation initiation factor 2 complex
Molecular function (GO): translation initiation factor activity; mRNA binding; translation initiation factor binding
Source: RefSeq, a predicted model, not a curated record
AGUACAUCAUUUGCCUUGUCAGCUAAACGGGCUAGGAUUGUCUGAAUUGUCUGAUGCAAUACUACAUUCGAGUUCUUAUUUUUAUAGAAAGUAUUUUAAAAGGAACUUCCAUCAACGUUGAAAAGACAAACAAUUAAUAUAAUUGAAAUUACAAUUAUGGACGUAGAAAACGAGUUUGAUCAAACAUUGUCGAAAAAGAAGAAAAAGAAGAAGACAUUCGACCUUGACGCUGCACUUGGUCUUGAUGAUGGCAGUAAAAAAGAGGAGCCUAAAGAAGACGCUCCACUGGAUAGCGGGGCUGCUGAUUUAGAAGAUAUUUUGGAUUUAGAAAGUUUUGGAAAGAAAAAGAAAAAGAAGAAGAAACCUUUUAAUUUAGAUGAGCAUCCAUCCGAAAAGGAAGGAGAGGAAGAUGAAAGCAAUGCUGCUGCAGUGCAGGAAGAACCAGAAGAUGACGAUAUCAACCUAGAUAUGAACUUUUCAAAGGACAAAAAGAAAAAGAAGACUAAAAAGAAGGAAUUAGGCGAACUAUUACCCGAUAAAGAUGAAGAAGAUAAAAGCGAGAACAAAGAAAAUGUCGACGAUAACAGUUCUUCAUGGGCUGGUACAGAUCGUGAUUACACAUAUGAUGAGUUAUUAAAACGUGUAUUCGAAAUUAUCCUUGAUAAAAAUCCAGAUAUGGCAGCUGGACGUAAACCGAAAUUUGUCAUGAGACCUCCACAAGUAUUGCGUGUCGGCACAAAGAAGACUUCAUUUGCUAACUUUAUGGAUAUUGCAAAAACACUUCAUCGCUUGCCAAAACAUUUGUUAGACUUUUUACUAGCUGAAUUGGGUACCAGCGGUUCAAUGGACGGAAACCAGCAGCUUAUUAUUAAAGGUCGUUUCCAACCUAAACAGAUAGAAAAUGUACUGCGCCGUUAUAUCAAAGAGUACGUGACCUGCCACACCUGUCGUUCACCCGAAACUAUACUGCAAAAAGAUACAAGAUUAUUCUUCCUGCAAUGCGAAUCUUGCGGUUCUAGAUGUUCCGUAGCAAGCAUUAAAUCGGGUUUCCAAGCAGUUACUGGCAAACGUGCUGCAAUUCGUGCGAAAACUACAUAAAAAAAUUUUUGUUGGUGCGACUUUAGGAUUUCUAUUGUUCUUUUUCUAGUGGGGAUUUAUUUUGAUGUAACAAAUUCGAUAUAUGACAAAGAACAAUGAAAAAAUAGAACAAGUUGAAAUAAGCGAG